Messenger RNA from Laccaria bicolor S238N-H82, 1174 nucleotides. RefSeq lists its product as uncharacterized. Bases 20 to 1174 code for a protein of 384 amino acids. The transcript is spliced from 10 exons. NCBI's taxonomy places the organism in Eukaryota, Fungi, Basidiomycota, Agaricomycetes, Agaricales, Hydnangiaceae. The record is from RefSeq and is a predicted model, not a curated record.
GUUCUGGUUGGAAACGGCGAUGUCUACUCUGCCUGGUCGUGAUCAUACGUCCGGUUCCACUCCCUCUUUAGAUGGAAAAGGGGGUACAGAAUCAGCACUGAAAGGAGGAAAGUCAACAAAAAGGACAGGUCCUAGCUAUGUAUAUUACCGUCUAUACACCAAACUUGGUGCAUUUGAAUCAAAUCACGCCCUCUACCACAACAACCGUUUCAUUGGUCGCGUUCCAUCGAAUUAUUUUGCUCCUCCUCAUACCGUGGCGUCUAUCAAGCGGUCCCUGUGCAAAAUCGAGGGCCUCUCUGAGCCCGACAAGGCACUUGUCUUCACACCGCUCUCAAGCCCAGCACCUAAAGAAGACUCUGCCCGCCUCUCUUUUGCACUCAUCAACUUUGCAGUAUACUAUCGCGUCUACUUAUCAGAGGGAAAAAGGGAUGAAAAGACGAAGACGUCCUUUGACGAAAGCGAUAUUUCGUUAGGACGCAUCAACACCCUCUUCAUCGCUCCCCCUCACUCUGUCGGGUCUUUGAAAGCACAUAUCGCAAAAGUCGAAGGCCUGGUCACGCCGGGUCAUGCACUCUACAAGGAAAUGGAACUCUUUCAAGACAUGAAUAGUGACGCUGCCAUGAGCGACACUGAUGUCAUAUCCUUCUCAGGUGACACUUUUCCGGGUAGCGAUGAAGGCGAUCCCGUAGCCCUUGUCAAUGCAACCACCAAUACAGUUGCAGACCAAAAGACUAAGCCUACAUCAGAUGGACCAGAUUCAAAAUUCACUAAAUGCGCUCGGGUAACUUGUGCUACCAACUACAAAGGAGGCGGAUGCGGUCCCAACUGGCUAUCGAUGACACACAAAGAUGAAAUCAUUUCCACGGAUGGAGUUGUCGCCUCUGUGUUGAGUCUUGCUAGCGAGCACUCUCAUCCAGCAUACAUGGUGAUUAAUUCCAAGGGUGAAAAAGGCUAUGUGGAAACGGAUUCAACUUCUCUGUUUCACAACACUUCCAAAGACGAGAUAGAACACCUACCUGAAGACUGGACAUCUACAGAACACGUUGACGUCUGCGACAGCUGGAACGAUGAGGUAUACACAUGUCCGAUGUAUGUAUACAACAACAAGGGAAAACCACGAAGGGCUAGCAAAUUUCGUUCUGCUACAUACAACAAAUCGAAACGACAUGCAUGA